AUUUAUUUUGGAAUGUGGUAUAAAAAUUUUUCAAAACAGAGUUGGAAUCUUCGUGUUUGGAGGUAUAGUAUAAUAAAUAUAUGUAUAUAGAAAGGCAAAUAUAUUAUUCAAUUAGGAUGAUAUUGGUAUGUUCAAGACAAAAGGUGUUUUGAGAUGGAAAGAUACUGUAUUUAGAAUGGCUAGAAGUGAAGCAUGUGUAUAAAGUUAUUAAUAUGAAUGAUAGUUAAGAGGAUUCAACUUCUUUUUCUUUGCUGGAAUGAUUGGAUCAUUUAUAUGGGUAAAAUCAAACUAUUAUGAUCCAAAAUAUGUGGCACCAAAAAAAGUAGAAAGUGAGAAGGAAUUAGAGAGAUUAGAUGCAGAAGCUGAUAAAAUAUUGUUUAAGAAUAGAUUGGAAGCUUAUUCAAGACCACAUAGAAGUUUGGAAGAUUUGAUUGCCUUUUUAUCUGGGUAUUGAGAAAUAAAUAAUUGUUUAUAGUUCAAAAACAUUUGAUUAGUUUGCUGAUUUUAUCAGUUAUGAAGAAGCAAUGAAUAAUAGCAUGGAUCAAUAAAAUGGUUUGGAUUCUUGGAUGGAUGAUUAAGAUUAGAGAAUGCUUAAAUAUUAUCAAAGAAGUAUAGGACGCACUCCAAAAUUUGAUUGAUUAAGUCAAAAACAU
This is a messenger RNA of Paramecium sonneborni, 653 nucleotides long. Lineage: Eukaryota; Ciliophora; Oligohymenophorea; Peniculida; Parameciidae. The record is from the annotation of a GenBank genome assembly.